This is a messenger RNA of Nicotiana tabacum (common tobacco), 3002 nucleotides long. The record is from RefSeq and is a predicted model, not a curated record. Lineage: Eukaryota; Viridiplantae; Streptophyta; Magnoliopsida; Solanales; Solanaceae.
AUGGAUAAAGCAUUCACUUCUUUUGUAUCAACACUCUUGUUGCUUUACUAUGUUAUGGCUACUUCAGCCAUGACUCAUACCAACAUUACCACUGAUCAAUUAGCUCUUCUUUCUUUGAAAUCCCAAAUCUUUUCAGACCCCCUUCACUUCUUUGAUGAAAACUGGUUUCCAACUACUUCUGUUUGCCAUUGGGAAGGAGUCACUUGUGGUUCUCACCAUCACAGAGUGAGGUCGUUGAAUCUUUCCAACAAGGCUCUUACUGGAAGAAUUCCACAAGAUUUUGGAAACCUCACAUUUCUUGUUUCCCUUGACUUGGGAAGCAACAAUUUCUAUGGAAAAUUGCCUCAAGAAAUGGCACGUUUGCGUCGUCUUAAUUUACUUGAUUUAAGUUUCAACAACUUCAGAGGAGAGGUUCCUUCUUGGUUUGGGGUUUUACACCAACUUCAAGUUGUAACUCUUAGGAAUAAUAGUUUCAUUGGAUCCAUCCCCUCUUCGUUUUCUAAUCUUUCGAAACUCGAAACUUUGAGUUUGAGGUUCAACUCCUUAGAGGGCCAAAUCCCAAAGGAGAUUGGAAAUCUUAAAACCCUUAGGAAUUUAGACUUGACCGGAAACAAACUCGUAGGUUCUAUCCCGCUGACUCUCUCGAAUGCCUCAAGGUUGGAGAUCUUAAAAUUCUCUCGCAAUUUCCUUCAAGGAAACAUCCCAAAAGGGAUCGGCAAUCUUCACAACAUGAACUUUUUGGGUAUAGAAGAUAAUCAGCUUAUAGGUUCUAUACCAAUGUCAGUUUUCAACAUUUCCAAAAUUGAAGUGAUUGCAUUUACAAACAAUAGCUUAUCAGGAAGUCUUCCCAAUGGAUUAUGCAAUGGUCUUCCAUUACUCAAACAACUUGAUUUAUCUUGGAACAAGCUUCGUGGUCAAAUGCCUACAACCUUGUCAAAUUGCUCAGAACUUCAAAUUUUGUCUUUAUCAUAUAAUGAGUUUGAUGGACCAAUACAUAAUGAAAUUGGAAGUCUACGUAACUUGCAGUUGUUGUAUCUCGGAGGUAACCAUUUCACAGGAAUAAUUCCACAGGGAAUCGGAAAUCUUGUUAAUUUGUUGGAGUUAACCAUGGAGAAAAACCAGAUUACCGGAUCAGUCCCAAUCUCCAUAUUCAACAUCUCCUCAUUGCAACUUUUGGCACUAUGGAGGAACAAUCUCAAUGGAUCCUUAUCACAAGAGAUUGGCAACUUAACCAAGAUGCAGGUUAUAGAUCUUCAAAAAAAUAAGUUUACUGGUGAAAUACCCAAAGAGAUAAGCAAUCUUGUUGACUUGGAGGUAUUUAUUCUUGCGUUUAAUAAUUUUAGUGGUCCACUUUCAAUGGAGAUACUCAACAUAUCAAGGCUGAGAAUAAUUGAUCUUACAGACAAUAUUAAUCUAUCAGGAACCCUCCCAUCAAACAUAGGUUAUAUCUUACCCAACAUUGAACGUCUUUUUCUGAGUCGCUUAGCCAAUCAUGUCGGGACUAUACCUCAUUCAAUCUCCAAUUGUUCAAGACUUACAAUUCUAGAGCUUUCAUAUAACAAACUCACUGGCUUGAUUCCUAACUCACUUGGACAUUUGACUCGUUUACAGAAACUAGGCUUGGAGGGAAACAAUUUAAUGAGCGACUCAUCGUUAAGCUUCCUGACUUCCUUAACAAACUGCAGAGAUUUAACAUUUCUUUCUGUAUCUUUCAACCCUUUAAAUGGCAUGCUUCCACUUUCUGUAGGUAACCUCUCCACAUCCCUUACAUAUUUUAUCGCCAUGGAUUGCAAAAUUAAAGGGCGAAUUCCAAAUGAAAUUGGGAACUUAAGCAGCUUACUAGACCUUCGUCUUUCUUAUAACAACUUGGUUGGAUCGAUUCCCACAUCAAUUGGAAGCCUGAGAAACCUUCAAGGCUUGUUCUUGAGUACCAACAAACUUACCGGAAGUGUUGGAGAUAAUCUAUGCAAAUUGCAGUAUUUGGUUGCUAUUUACUUGGAUCAUAAUCAACUUUCAAGAUCACUUCCUAAUUGUAUAGGGAAUGUUACUUCCCUUGGGGAGAUACAUAUGGGUUCCAAUAAAUUGAGUUCCAAUAUACCAACAAGCUUAGGGAACCUUAAAGAACUAACGAUUCUUGACUUAUCGUCAAACAACAUGGGUGGUUCUUUACCUCCAGAAAUUGGAAAUCUAAAGGCUGUUGAACAGAUGGAUUUGUCAAUGAAUCAAUUUACAAAUUGCAUUCCUAGAGAAAUUGGAGGCUUACAAAAUCUAGUGAACCUUUUUUUGAGACACAACAAGUUGCAAGGAUCUAUACCUGAGUCAAUGAGCAACAUGGUAGGUUUAGAAUUCCUAGACCUUUCUCUUAAUAAUAUAUUAGGAACCAUUCCCAAGAUUUUUGAGAAACUUCAAUACCUGAAGUAUUUCAAUGUUUCUUACAACAAGUUGUAUGGUGAAAUCCCCUCUGGGGGUCCUUUCAAGAACCUCUCAAGUCAGUUUUUUCUCUUCAAUAAAGCAUUAUGUGGUUCUCCAAGAUUUAGUGUCUCACCGUGCCCCAUUUCUUCCAAGCAUAGAUCAAAUAGGAAAAAAAUGCUUCUAUUUCUUCUACUGGGAAUUGCACUAUCAUUUGUUCCUAUCACCUUUUUGCUAAGGUAUAGAAAAGGUAAAAGAGCUCCUCAACAAGCUGAUUCAUUGUCUAUUGCAAGAAGUAGAACAAUAUCAUAUUAUGAACUGCUCCAAGCAACUAAUGAGCUUAGUGAGAGUAAUCUAAUUGGUUCUGGGAGUUUUGGCUCUGUCUACAAAGGCAUACUCAGAAGUGGGACUGCUAUUGCAGUUAAAGUGUUCAAUCUACAAUUGGAAGCGGCAUUCAAGAGUUUUGAUAUAGAAUGUGAAGUUUUGCGUAACCUCCGUCAUAGGAAUCUCACAAAAGUCAUCACUAGUUGUUCCAACCUUGAUUUUAAGGCUUUAGUACUCGAGUACAUGGCCAAUGGAAGCCUCGAUAAGUG